AUGUAAUUAUCAUAUGAUGAACUAUGCUAAAAUAAAUUGUUGGCUUUUACUAUAUUUUCUAAAGUGAAAGCACCCUCUUCAUUAAUUGAGGUAUAAUAAAAGUUUAAAAAAGUAAAGUGAUACAGCUGAAUUUAAAUUGGCAUUACAAGAACACAGAUCUAGAGUUUCAACUACUCUUUAUUGUUCAGUACUAUCAUCAUUUACUUUUUGUUUAAUUUUGAAAAUGAGAAAUCCUAUUUAUGCAUUGACAGCAAGGUAUUUAUAUAAUUUUAUAAAAUAAGAUCAUCUUUUUUUGGAGUAUUAAAAAAAUACUAUUUUGUUCCUGUUUUGCUUUCAUAACCAUUUUAAACAUAAAAUAGAUAACUUUAUGAUGAAAAAGUGGAUAAAGUUUUGAAAAAAUAUGAUUUUACUACUCCUGAAUUUCAAUAAGCCUUUAAAUAGAUUGAAGCUGAUGGAGGUUUAAAGAAAUUUAUGAAAAAGUAUCUUACAGAGAAAGAUGAAGAACCUUAACAACCUGUUUAGCAAACAUAAUAAUGAG
Paramecium pentaurelia is the source of this 538-nucleotide messenger RNA. The record is from the annotation of a GenBank genome assembly. NCBI's taxonomy places the organism in Eukaryota, Ciliophora, Oligohymenophorea, Peniculida, Parameciidae.